This is a messenger RNA of Volvox carteri f. nagariensis, 558 nucleotides long. RefSeq lists its product as uncharacterized. NCBI's taxonomy places the organism in Eukaryota, Viridiplantae, Chlorophyta, Chlorophyceae, Chlamydomonadales, Volvocaceae. The coding region runs from base 1 to 558 and encodes 185 amino acids. Gene Ontology annotation, molecular function: catalytic activity. The record is from RefSeq and is a predicted model, not a curated record. The transcript has 4 exons.
AUGGCGCUACUGCACAAGCUGAGGAGGGAAAAGGAGGCGGCUGUGGGGGGUGUCGUACCCUCGGGCACGUUCCGUACAAAGGACGGUCGGUAUGUCGUGAUUGGGGGCAACGGAGAUAGCGUUUACUCCCGCCUUAUGGCCGCCAUCGGCCGCCCUGACAUGUCCGCCGCCAACCCCACAUACGCGACCAACUCAUUGAGGGUGGCGGCGGAGGGGGCGAUCAUGGAGCAGAUCGAGCAGUGGGCGGAAAAACACACACUGGAGGAGGUCAUGGCCGCCAUGACCAAGGCCCGAGUUCCCGCCGGUCCCAUACUCUCCCCCGCUGCGAUUAUGGCGGAGCCUCAAUUUCAGGCCCGCGGCAUGAUCCACUCCGCCUCCCCCCCCUCCGGCGGGGACCCCGUCACCAUGCCGGCACUGCUGCCGGUGCUGAGCCGUACACCGGGUACGACACGGUGGGCUGGUCCCGAGCUCGGCGAGCACACUGAGGAGGUGUUGAGGGGGGAGUUGGGGCUGGGGGAUGAGGAGCUGGCGAAUCUGAGGGCGGUGGGGGCUAUUUGA